UCUUCCAAAUGGCCGAGACAGCUCUUCCAAAUUCUCUGGGGUGCCUUGUUUCACCAAUUCAUCUCUUAGCUUGUCAGCAAGUCCUCAAAAUUGGUUAAUCAGAGCCAAAACAUUCUAUCCCACAUCUCUGGUAAAUAAUUGAAAAUUUGAUGUGUAUGCAGAAAUUAUGUUGGCCAUUGCUUUCAAUAAUGGGCACAGCCCAUUUGGCUGUCUCUUCUUUCACCAAACCUAGAACAAAUAUCAUCUUGAUGAGAUCUGUAGGAAGUUCUGUCAUCCAACCUGCCAUAAACCAUCUCAGUGUGGAGUUGUGAAAGUUGGAAUUGAUCCUGAGCUUUUCCAAACUGUUCUGGCAAACUCCCACGCAAGUGCAGAAGUAUUGGUUGGGCUGCCAGCUGCUGUGCCAUUGUUGGUUGAGGCGAGCCUUGUCCCAAAUGCUGUGCUAGUUGCACCACAGCAUUUUCAUGUUUGCACUUGUGGGUGUUGCAAUAAUGCUGCAGCAAGAUGUUUAGCAGACGGGUGCCCUGAGGAUCAGAUGCUAUAUCUUCGAUCAAAGGCAAGAUUCUCUGCCUCUCCUAAUAAAAGGAGUUUUCAAGAUUGGUGUCAGCCCUUCAAGAUAGGCCAAGGCAGGAAACAGACUCCACAAGAUAUACUGGAUCUUUAAUUUAGGCUAUAGUAACAAUCUUGAAAGCCUUUUCCCUUCCUCGUGCUGAAGAGAGCCAGUUUAAAUUUCUUUCUAGAGUUGUCUUCUUUCCUCUGUUUAAAUCAUGUUUGGCUAACUGCUGCAUUCCUUCUCCAAGGUCAUAUCUGUGGUUCUUUAAGCUGGACUUGUAUGAUUGCUGGACCACAAACUUGCAAGCCAUGUUUUAGCCUAAAAUGUGUGAACUUAAUUUGUAUGGUUCAGUAUACUGUACAAACAUAACCUAAAAAGCCUUCUUUUCUGGAUCUUAAGUGUAGGUAAAAUUGAAUUUAGGCAGCUUACCCUUUUAGGACAGUCAUCUCCAAAUUGAUGCUCCCAGCUGUGUUGGAAGUACUGCUCUAAGAAUUCCCAUUAUGAUGUCACAAUGCUUACUGUUGGUGUCAUCAGGACUCUAAAUCAUGUCCAUUCCUGCCAUUUGAAAUGGUGGUCAGUACAUGGAGAGUAGGCAUAUAUGAGCAUCAGGAAAUAAAAUGUCAAGCAGAGGAAGUGCAAGUUCUGGCUCUCUGCCAUCAAAGAAAGGACCAAUAGUUAAGCAUAGCACCAAAUUUAGAGAAGAGGGAGAGUCAACUCCAAGGAGGAUAGUAAAGGAGACAAGAGCUGUUGUCAUAGAUAUUGGUACCGGCUCCUGCAAAUGUGGAUUUGCUGGAGAACAAAAGCCAACGCAUGUGAUUUCAUCUACUGUGGGCAAGCAUAUCCAGGAGACAGCAAAAACUGGAGAUAACAGGAAGGAAACUUUUGUUGGAAGAGAACUUCAGGAUGCAACAAUACCCUUAAAGCUUGUCAAUCCUUUAAGACAUGGAAUAAUAGUGGACUGGGAUUCUGUUCAAGAUAUCUGGGAAUAUAUUUUCCUUAGGGAGAUGAGGAUUCGACCUGAAGAACAUGCUGUCUUAGUAUCAGACCCUCCUCUAAGCCCUACUACCAACAGAGAAAAAUAUGCAGAAAUGCUCUUUGAAACAUUUUGCACCCCUGCCAUGCAUAUUGCUUACCAGUCAAGAUUGUCAAUGUAUUCUUAUGGAAAGACCUCAGGUCUUGUUGUAGAGAGUGGUCAUGGUGUCUCCUAUGUAGUUCCCAUUUACGAAGGAUAUACCAUGCCAAGCAUUACUGAAAGAGUGGACUAUGCUGGAUCGGAUGUCACUCAAUACCUAAUGAAGUUAUUAAAUGAGAGUGUGAAAUUAUUCACAGAGAAAGACUGGAAUAUCUUAGAAGAUAUCAAAGAGAACUAUUGUUUCACUUCACUGGAUUAUCAACAUGAUGCAGCUGCACCUCCCAGGAAGUAUGAGAUUGAAUAUGAGCUUCCUGAUGGGCAAACUAUCAUUAUUGGCAAAGAGAGAUUCUUGUGUUCUGAAAUGCUCUUUAAGCCAUCCUUGAUAAACUCACAGCAGUUGGGACUUCCUCUCCUGACCAUGACUUCCCUCAACAAGUGUGAUGUCACCCUAAAAAAGAACCUGAUGGGCAACAUCUUGUUAUGUGGGGGCUGCACCACGCUCAAAGGCUUUGCUGACCGCUUCCAGAGAGAGCUGAUUAGAAUGUGCCCAAAUGAUAAUCCCAUUUCAUCAGCUUCUCCGGAAAGGAAAACAUCUGUCUGGACUGGAGGCUCCAUCCUGGCAUCUCUCAAGGCUUUCCAGCAGCUUUGGGUUCAUAGGAGAGAAUAUGAAGAACGUGGUCCUUUUUACAUCUACCGGAAAUGUUUCUAAAUCCCCAGCAUGAAUCCCUUCACCUAGAGCCUGUUCAACUGGAUGCAGUUUGGUUGAAGGAAAGGACACACUUUCCCUGCCACCCCAGUAAUACCAACCUGAAUGUUACAUGGUCUGGAUUACAUUCUGUUCUCUGUGUAUUAAAAGCUCAUUGUUGUAACAGCAAAAGAGGGUGUUCCUUUUUUUUUUUUUUUUGAUGCAAGUAACAAACAAAAAGCAGAGAAGAUUAGCGCAUCAAGGAAAUCUUCCAACUAAAUGAUCUUUGCUAAGGGCCAGCAACUGCACUUAUAUUCAUACACCCCAAAGUAAGCGUCACUGAACUGAGUGGGACUUUCUUUUGAGUAAAUUAUACAGGAUUGUACAAUUACUGUAAGUAUCCCUGAGGAUUCGUGUCUAUCUUACCAAAGGGGAAAAAAAAGAGUAGAAUAGGCAAUCUGAACUAUAAUUUCCAGAGAGAUUGUGCUAAGUAGUCUGUUGCAUCAAAAAAUAAUGGAAUCUUGUAGCACCUUAAAAGACCAACUUAUCUUAUCAAUUCCAGUUGUGUUGUUUUUGCAGAAUUCUUAAGCCUCACCUGUGCUAUCCUUGCACCAGCCACAUGCUUUCAACUAUAUCCUGGCAACUGUAGCAGCUCUGAGAAUUCUUUAGAAAGAAAAGUCAGAUUCUCAGAGGCAAACUUACACAAGCUGGCCAUGCAUAAAUCUUCUUUAGAGGUUGCACACAUGAAAUUUGCAACCCACAGUACUCAUAAUACGCACCCAUCAUUAAGGAUCUAAAGAGGCAUUGAUCAACAUUCAUACAUGAACAUAUCUGAUUGUCCGUAUAUCUGAUUCAAUCACUGGAAACUAUUUCCAGAAUACAGAAGGACUGUGUGCUCAGCGUUCCAGUAUUUUAUGACAGUCUCAUUAUGAAGAAAAUCAAAGGUGAGAGAUUCCAAGAAAAAGGUUACUGUACAACAAAACUUUAUUAACCCUUCCUCCUCCUUCCUGUCAGAAAAAGAACAUUCCAUCAAUACUCAUUUUGUCAAAGCAGCGUAUAUUAAAUUCAGUGUAAAUCUUGCUCAGUUGUACUGAGUUGUGUAUCUUUAAAGCAAAAAGUCUAGAAAAUUAAAGUACCACUAAUACCCCUGUUUUAAAAUCUCCAAAGAUCACUUUAGCUAUCAAACUGCAAAAUAGAGUCUGGAGAGUUCAAAGCAACAUAUUAAAAAUAAUUUACAAUAGCAGAAGCCGAGUGGUUGCUAUCUGGUUAUUCAGGCUAUGCUGGGGGGGGAAGUGGAAGGAAGCCCAUGAUCAGACAGGUAUAGGGCAAAGUAGAUUUACACUGCUUUGUGAGCCAGUUCAUCCUUCUUCAUUUCAGGAUACGUGAUGAGAAAAGUACUUAAAUACAGGUAGCCCUCGCUCAAUGUCCCCUUGUUCAGUGACCAUUCAAAGUUAAAACAGCGCUGAACAAGAGGGACUAACGACAAGUCCUCGGGUUAUGGCCAUGGCAGCAUUCCCGCGGUCACAUGAUCACGAUUCAGGCACUUGGCAACAGGCUUGCAAU
This is a messenger RNA of Python bivittatus (Burmese python), 3930 nucleotides long. Lineage: Eukaryota; Metazoa; Chordata; Lepidosauria; Squamata; Pythonidae. The record is from RefSeq and is a predicted model, not a curated record.